Molecule: messenger RNA, 1287 nt
Organism: Penicillium bovifimosum
Lineage: Eukaryota; Fungi; Ascomycota; Eurotiomycetes; Eurotiales; Aspergillaceae
Product: HSP70/90 family co-chaperone CNS1
Exons: 3
Coding region: 1-1287 (428 amino acids)
Biological process (GO): protein folding
Molecular function (GO): Hsp90 protein binding
Source: RefSeq, a predicted model, not a curated record
AUGUCGCGGGUUGAAGAACUUCCAGAUGACUUCGACGAGGCGCUCGACCUCAACAAGGUCCCACCCGCCAUCGCCGAGAGCCUUCCCCAGCCAGGCUUUGACGCCUUUGCGGCUGCCAAUAAUGAAAUUCCCUUCCCGAUCAACGAGGAGGCGCUGAAGGCGCGCCAAACAGAUCCGAAUGCGCCUGAACUUCCUCCAGCUAUUGCUGCGGUUCAAUCGCAUACUUCAGAGGAAUUGAUGGCAAUGAUGAAUAAGACUCCAUUGUUUAUGACCGAUAUCGAGAAUGCGGGUGACGAGAAGGGUGAAAACGUGCUUCUAGAUGCUCUCCAGGCUCUGCAGAACGAAGGUACCAGGGCCGAGGUCGCGCAGACAUUCAAGUCACAAGGCAACGAAGCUGUGCAGGAACUCAAAUGGAUAGACGCCAAAGAGUUCUACACAAAGGCUAUUGCUGUUAUUAAUGCUAAGGAGGAUAAAUGGGAGAAGCCUGAAGAUCCCAAGGAAGAGGAGGCGUUGUUGCGCAAGAUCGAGGAGGCAUCCCACAUCAACCGGGCACUGUGCAACUUGGAGCUGGGAAAUUACCGUAGUUGCACUCUCGACUGUGCUGCCGCCCUCAAAUUCAACCCCAAAAACAUCAAGGCCUUCUAUCGCUCUUCCUUGGCACUCUUUAAGCUGGACAAGAUCGCCGAGGCUGAAGACUCUGCAGCCCGAGGACUGGCAAUUGACCCGGAAAGCAAGGCUCUGAAGGAGUCUGCCAAGAAGAUCGCCGAGCGCAAGGCUCUGUUGGAGCGUGCUGCCGCGAGGAAAAAGGCCGAAGAGGAGAAAGUGCGCAAGCAGAACAUGAUCCUUAGUACAGCCCUUCGCGCCCGUCAGAUCAGAACCCGCAAAACCGAACAGCCUCCUGAUUUGGAAGACGCCAGGAUCCGCAUGGUCCCCGAUCCUCUGUCACCUGAGAGCACUAUCGAAUUCCCGGUCGUUCUACUUUAUCCCAUGGAGGCCCAGUCUGACUUCAUUAAGUCUUUCUCGGAGAUGAAUGCCAUCGAGGACCACCUGCAGUACAUCUUCCCGCUUCCGUGGGACACUAAGAAGGAAUACACCGUCGAAGGUGUAGAGUGCUUUAUGCAGACUGUCACCGGUGGUUUGAUCAAGGCAGGCAAGAAGCUGCCUUUGUUGCAAAUUCUCUCUGGUGGUAAGGUUGAGGUUGUGGAUGAACUUGUCAGCAUUUUUGUCGUGCCAAUUUCCAAGACUGGUAAAUUCAUUGCGGAUAUGAAGGCUCGCAAAACGGGCUGA